GGGCACUCGACGGGGCUUGCCAGGAGGCACUGCGACACAUGGCGGCAGAGGUGACAGGGUUGUCGUCAGAUGCGGCUGACCUGGCAGCGCUUGUACGACGAGAGGUGGAUAAACGGUUCGAGCAGCUGUCCAGCCGCUACCCUGCCUACCCGGACAUCGUAUGGCUGGACGUGUGGGAGGAGACGGAGGGGCGGUGGUUGGCCCAGAGCCUCAAGGAGGAGCUGUUGUGCAAGGCAGCGGCUGAGCGGUGGUCUACAGUGGUGGUUCAGCUGAAGAGGGAGCUGUGGGAGGUUAUGCGCGGGGACAUUCCAGCAGUCGACAUGCGCGCUGUGUCGGUAGCAGGUGCCUGUACAGGCCAUUUUGGUGAUGGGUAACGCAUCGAUUCAUGGAAAGCGGGCGCUUUCGCGCUCUCGUAUUGUAUAGCGUUGUGGUCAUCACGUCAAGCUCUUGGGGAGCCGUACAUACGGUGGUUAGCACGGUUGGCAGUAUGAGGCUUGCAAGGUCUGGCAAGGAAAUAAAGACACUCGCUUCAACAACAUACAUUUUAAUUACAUCGCUUGGAAUCCGCCGCGAUCGUGCAAUACGCUAUUGUAAACCAAGGACUGUGACUGCGAAGGGUAUCUAGAAACCAACACCAACGUAAAGGGAUGGAUCUAAGCACGGUGGACCUGGAGUCGAGCAGGGAACGCGCUGCAGGGGCCAAGGAGGCCGAAGCGCGCGCUGAGCAAGGCGCGGACGUUGCACUCUCAUUUUCACUGCCAGGCGGCGAGAAAGUUGUCCACAGGUUUAAAAUGGGCGUCACGGUUGCGUACGUGAAGGCUCAGGUGGCUGCGCAGCAGGGGCUGGAGUUCUCGCGCGUGCGGCUGCUGCUGGGCGGGCGCGCGUUGCUGGACCCGCUAUCGCUCUCGGACUGCCCGGGCAUCACACCGGGGCAGGAGGUGGCGGUGGAGGUGGCGCUGGCGUGAGCGGCGGGUGGGGGUGUUGGGUUUGAUGGUUGCCCCGAUGCAACCUGAUGAGCGGGGGUUUGGGCCGCAUGUGCCGCAGUGGACGAGAGUACGCAGGGAAAGUCGGGGGAGAGGGAAGUUGUCGACAGUAGUGGCAUGGAUCGUGCAAACUGGGUGGCGAUGGUGCGAAAUGGUGCUGUACAUGGGGGUUACCGGUAGGAUAUGGAGAAUGGUGUGCUAUGGAUGGGGAGGCAAACUCACAGUGUUUGUAGCUGGGCUAAUGGGUUUGCAAUUCCCUGGGAAAUGAGCGUCGUAUGCUUCCCCCCUGUGGUUGGCGACGGCUGGACUUCCACGCGUCGUAUCGGUAAGGAGGGGCGCGCGUGUACACUGGUUAUCGUUGUUAAUGCAGUGCAUAGAAGGACGGACUGGAUGGCAAAGCGAAGCCGCUGCUUUGUGAGUCGUGUUAAUUGGGAGGAGAGAACGAUACUAAGGGACACCAGAUCCUCUUUUCCUGGGGUUUUGGCAGGCCGGAUAGCGUGUUACCGCAACUGUUUAUGCGUUUACAAUGGUUUGUUGCCGCGGUUCUUUCACUCUUACGAGUAGUGCUCAUACACUGGUGCGAUUGCAGGUGCGCGCGCGCGUUAUCCACGAAUAGGUUGGAGGGGCCGGGCCUCAGCUGCCCUCAGCCAAGGAGGUCCAGUAGGUACAGGUCUGUAAGAGGCGAUUGUAGAAAUGGCUUCCCCCUUGUUGCGUUCCUCCCACAACUCGUGAGACAGUUGGACAAUUGGUCCUCGUAUCACGACUUGCGCACAACAAAAGCGGUUGGCUUGGCCACGUUCCUGUGGUGGGCUGCAUGGGUACGUGUGCCUGUCGGGAGAGACUGCUUGUCAGGCCAUGUCUGCCGGUAUCGGUAGUUAUCAGGUAUAUGGUGUACUAUGUGGUACGAUGAGGUAGCCAUGCCGACUAGAGUAAGGUAUAUGGCGAUACCGACGUUUUCACUGUGCUCCGCGAGAAGUAUCUGGAAUCCGUGUAGAUAGUACAAGGCAAGACACUUGAUUUGAAGGCGACCGGCACCACCCCCAUGCCAGCUGGAUACGAACGCACUCGAGUGCUGUGCCCCAUACCCGUUACCCAGACGUAAACGUCAGCCUCAUUAUUGCCACGGCUGGCUCGAGUCCAGCUGUGCACUAGUUCCUAACAACCGUGGUGCAGUCCACUUACAGGGUGUUUACACUCGAUGUUAUGUUAGCGGCUCCACUAAGGAAUAAAUAAUUGGGCAAGACUUGUCUUCGUCAGAGGGGC
Molecule: messenger RNA, 2246 nt
Organism: Astrephomene gubernaculifera
Lineage: Eukaryota; Viridiplantae; Chlorophyta; Chlorophyceae; Chlamydomonadales; Astrephomenaceae
Source: the annotation of a GenBank genome assembly